Molecule: messenger RNA, 7457 nt
Organism: Xyrauchen texanus (razorback sucker)
Lineage: Eukaryota; Metazoa; Chordata; Actinopteri; Cypriniformes; Catostomidae
Product: breast cancer type 2 susceptibility protein homolog
Biological process (GO): regulation of DNA-templated transcription; double-strand break repair via homologous recombination
Cellular component (GO): nucleus
Source: RefSeq, a predicted model, not a curated record
AUGACAGAUUCAAGUUUAACCCUUAUCACACUGAUGGCAGUGAGUGAGGAUUUAUUUGAUCAAAUUGAAAGAGGACUUGGACCCCUUAAUCCAAGCUGGUUUGAGGAGUUGACUGCAAAAGCGUCCAGAGAUGUAGCAGGUCCAGACAUUGCAAAAGCUGAAGAGGAGGAGAUGCACACUGUCAAAGCACCAGAGACAUCAGCCCUGGGCAGUCAGCUGUUUUCGACACCCAAAAUAUUUAAGCAACGACAUCUGCAGUCUCCUGAUUCCAUAUCUAAUGAAGAUUCCCCUUAUCAACCUACUAAUGGAGUGUCAUCAGCUUGUCCCUGGACAGAUUCAAGCCCUUGUCUGUUUGGCUCAGCCAAAGACAGGCAAGUGUUUGAUAGGUCCUGUGGACAACCUGGUGAUUUAUUUGGCCUUCUGGACACACCAAAAGCAUCUUUGGCACAUUCUGCAAAGCAAAUAUCUGAGAGCCUUGGGGCACAGAUAAACCCAGACCUUUCCUGGAGCAGAUCCUUUAACACACCAUCAUCUUUGACUCCCACUGUGAUAUCACCUAAAACAGAGGACCGUGCUCCAUCAGCAAGUUGCCUCAAAGACAAAGAAGCAAUUUUUGUGCGUAAACUGUUUCCAACCCUCUCAAAUGGCUCUGAAAGUAAUGUGAUAUGUGAGAGAACAUCUGCAGUAAAACAUGAUGUGAGAUCCACAAGUUCGUCUGUCCAGGCUGAUUGCCUGGGAGGAAAGCCCAUUUGCUCCUCAGAUGCAUCGCCUGAUAUGAAUGGUCUGUGGAAGCAGACUGUACCGACCGCUAUAGAAGACGUGGACAUCCGCGGCACAAUACAGAAGGUUUUUGAUGGUGCUGAGGAUGUGUUGUCCAUUUUCUUCAGCAACAGCACGUCAGCUCUGCGAAGAGUCAAAGCCAAAGAAAGGAACAGAAGGAGAAUAAAUGAUUCCUCAAAGGAUGUAAAAUCAACUGUUCCAACUUCAGAGCCGGAUAAAGAGCCAGGAGAGAUGUUAAAUAGAGAUAGAACUUACACAUAUGAUUUAGAAGCAGAAAGUUCCCUCAAAAAUAAACGCGUCAUGCAGUGGUCACAACUCAGUUUGUUAGACUCCAGCCUGAAUGAAGGUGUUUCUUCGGGCUUGCCUUUCAUAUGCCAUCACAACACUGUUGCGUCCAGUGAAACUGAUGGUGGCACUUUUCUUGACCAGCAUAUUCUUAAGAACUGCACCUCACAAAAUAUCCCAACUUUUUCUAAUAGUGUUGAAAGCGUAAAGUCUUUUCCAAAUGCCCAUGCAGAAGGAUCUCAGUGUCAGAAGUUUGGCAAAUCGCCUGCUUUUACACUUGCUAGAAAACCCAGUAGGUUUGUGUAUCAAGUACUGAGAUCGGAGUUGUCAAAGACUGUAAUAAUAAUUAAUAACAAGCAGACACUGUCAGAAAAACUGCAAUUUCAAAAAGUUGAUGAAAAACAGACUGUGUUAGACAUUAACAGCAAGGACAAACCCACCCCAGUGGAUUCCAGCCAUGAUGAUGAGAACUACCCUUUGACAGCUUCACAAAAGGCUGAUGUUACAGAAUUGUGCAAUCUUUUGGAGGAUGCUGAUAGCCAGUACGAAUUCACUCAGUUCAAAGCAAAAAAGCUUUGUUCAGACAACCACCAAACCUCUGAAAGGGAGUGGGAUCCUGAUCUCCUCAAAGGUAUUGACUUUGAUGAUAGUUUUAACUCUGAUGUUUUCAAAGGAAAGCUGCAGGUCAAUACAGAUGCUUCUUCGAUAAGCAAUUCUAAUUUGUGGAUGGAAUUGUCCACUUUCAGUGAAAAAAGUAAUGGUUUUGGUUUUAAAACCACUAAAGGGAACUCUAUAGUAAUUUCAGAAAAGAGUUUAAACAAAGCAAGGCACUUUUUUGAAGAGGAUGAUAUAGAAGCUAAUAGACAAGACAACAAGGCAGAUACAGAACUGCCAAAGCCAGAACAAUCCAGAAAGCAUUCUGAAAUUGAGCCUUUAGCCAGUACUUCAGGCAGCAUGGACAAGGAAAAUAAACUGCACCUUUGUUUUAAACAAGAUGUAUAUUUCAGUUGUGAAGAUGUAAAUGCAGCUUUUAGAGACUUUGAAAUGAAUAACCAAGUGACAGGAAAUUGUUUGGACAGAAAAGCAGAUAUUGUCCAUGUUAACUCAAACAGCCAUUUUGGAUUCAGUACAGCAAAGGGAGAGAAACUGAAAGUGUCUGAAAAGGCCCUUCUGCAAGCAAGAACACUUUUCAAUGAUGUUGACUGCUUAGAGGAGCCAGAAAGUCAAGAACUUAAUUUCCACACUUCUGGAAAUCAUGACGACUCUGUUUCAGCAUCUAGUCUUCAGAAAACAAAAGCUGUUUCAUGGAUUGAAACCUCUGCAGACAAAAGGCAGUUCGACUCGCCUGGAAUACCCAGUGUUCCGGAUGUUCCGUCCCACUACAGUAAAGAACAGAAAUCUGGUGAUGAUGCUAAAGGAGUUUUGACUAACAGUUGCCCCUCAAAACUCUAUCUGCCUCAGUCAGUGCAUGGCCAUGGCUUUCAUACAGCCAGUGGGAGGGGAGUUUCCAUUUCAGCCCAAGCACUUAAAAAGGCAAAGGCUGUAUUCAAAGACUGUGAUGAAAAUAUUGAGUGUUUGAAGUCAGCUAAGAUUGGGGAAAGUGAUACCAAAAUGGAUAUUGAAAACAUCAAAAAAACAAAUGGAUUUAUGACUGCAAGUGGUGAAAAUGUGAAAUUUUCAGCAGAGGUGAUCAAGAACGCAAAGGCUGUUUUCAAAGACAUUGAUCUAGUAAUUGACAUCUCAUCACAAGCAAAUGAUGACAAAGUUUAUGAAAGAAAUUCUUACUGCAUGAAAACAUGUCAGGAUAACCUGGUUAAUGGCUAUGAAAAACCUUCCUUGGAACAGAAAACCCCUCAGGAAGAAGAAUGUGAGCAGAAAGUAAAAGCAUGUAAUAAAGGCUUUCAAAGUGAAUUAUCCUCUUUGCUUCCUCUUAAUGGCAACUGUGGUUUUAGUACAAUUGAUUGUUUCCCAAAUAACAAUGGUUCUAGAAAUACAAAGCCGAUUGUGGGCAUCCAAACAGAUACCAGUUCCACAGGAAAACAUUUUGGAUUCUCUACAGCAGGUGGGAAAAGGGUUGCCAUCUCUGCUAUUGCUCUGCAAAGGGCAAAGAGCCUCUUUAAAGAUUGUGAAGAGGACCAUUUAGCAUCUGAUGACACCAAACUUAAACACCAAAUUUGUAAAGAUUUCAACACUCCCACUGGCACAAAAGUUAUUGUCUCAGAAAAGGCACUGAAUAAUGUUAGAGCAGCAUUUGCAGGUUUUAAUGAUGACAACUUCAGUCAUGAGCCUAAAACUCAUUCAAAUUUACAAAGUGGACAACAUAAAAGCACCAGUAGAAAACCUGACCUUGUGGAAGAGAAAGUCCCACCUGAAACUGAGAGUUCCUCAAGAAAACACAAUGCAUUCUCUACAGCUGGUGGGAAGACAGUGGCCAUCACUGCUCUGCGAAGGGCAAAGAGUCUCUUUAAAAAAUGUGAAGAGGAAAGUUUAGCUUCUGAGGAUUUUCAGUACCAAAACUGUAAAGGUUUCAGCACCGUCAAUGGCAAAUAUAUUACUGUCUCAGAAAAUGCACUGAAUGAACCUGUGUUUGAAGGAUGUGAUGAGCCUAAAAUUAGCUCAGAUUUACUAAGUGGACGACAUGAAAGCUCCUGUGGAAGAAGUGAACCUGUGUCUGAGAAGGUCCCAUCAAAAACGUUGAGUUCCUUAGGUGAACACAAAGGUUUCUGCACAGCGGGUGGACAAAAAGAAUAUGUCUCUGCUUCUGCACUACAGAGGGCAAAGAGUCUCUUUAAAGAUUGUGAAGAUGAGAGUUCUGAGGAACGUUUAUCAAAGAAAGUCCCAUCUGAAACUGGGAUGUCUUGUGCAAGAAUCGAGAACAUUGGGGAUGAAAACCUAAAAUUAAUACAACUUAAUAUGAAAAAUUAUGGUUUCAGCACAGCUAGUGGUAAAGGUGUUUCUAUAUCAAAGGUUGCCCUUGAGGAAGCUUCCAAAUUAUUCAAGAAUUGUGAUACUCAACAAGUCUCUGUCACUGAUAACCAGCCACAUCAAACUAAUUCCUCAAAAUGUCACCCUUCAACAGCACACAAUGUACCUACACAAUUAGACUUGCUCUCUUUGGAUUUUAGCAGUUGUACAGUCACCCAGCAGAAGUAUUUUGAGCAUGAGGCAAUGGCUUGCACUAAAGCUUUAAUAGCAGAUGAUGACUUGAAUGAACCAGCUGGGUUAUCAGAAGAUACUUACUGCAAAAAAAAUUCAUCUGUUCAUAAUAUAUGUACACUGGGGUCUGUCGACCAUAAAAGGAGGAAACGUCAGCUAGAUGCUUAUAGUAUAACAGAUUCAGGUCAACCUCCUUUGAAACGGCAACUUCUCUCAGAGUUUGACCAGACUUCAGAUGCUAAAUCGUUGGGCCUCACCCCACAGAAAAGCUGCCCUAAUGGAACUAUAGGAGACAGUCGCAUCUUUAAAUACAAUGUCCAUCUCCAGCCCAAUGUCACCUGUCCAAAUUGGAACUCUAUUGACCAGAAGUCAAACGACCUUGAACAACAUAGGGCAACUGAGACAUCAAAAGGUCGAGAUGUCAAUGAAAAGUCCACUGAUUUUAUUCCACCAUUCAAAAAGGCAAACAAAGACAAUACUGGUCAUGGCAAUAACCAGCUUAAACAUUCAUGUGUCUCUAAACCUCCAUUUGGCCAGAUUACAGCAUUGGAUAAUAUAUUUAUUACUUCAACAUCAAAUACCCACAGUGUUCCUUUGUAUUGUGGUGAGAAAAGCCUACAUGUGGGUUCUAAGCCUGAAACAGCCAUUUCAUUGGAAAACAUACCUUUGAAAAACCUUCACUCUGAAGAGAGAGACACUGAGGCAUGGCAGGAGUCCUUGCAACUUGCUUGGGAUAUGCAAGACAUGAGGAUCCAAAAGAAGAAAAGGCAGACUAUUCGUCCUUUGCCUGGCAGCCUUUAUCUUGCUAAGACCUCUGGUGACUCUAGAAAAGGUCUGAAAGAUGCUGUGGGACACAAAUGUCCUGGUCAAUACACACUGGAGGAGCUGUAUCAGCAUGGUGUACAUUACAAAGUCUCUCAGAUAACCAGUGAAAAUGCUGAAUCACACCGAUUUGACUGUAAUCAGUUUUUGAACCGCAAGGUCUUUAUGGAGUCUGGUGCUGUCCAGGUGGCUGAUGGAGGCUGGUUGGUUCCAGACUGUAAAUGUACUGUGGGCAAAGAAGAGUUCUUCAGAGCAUUGUGUGAUACCCCUGGCGUUGAUCCCAAACUGAUCACCGAUGCAUGGGUGUUCAACCACUACCGAUGGAUUGUGUGGAAACGGGCCUCCAUGGAAAGAGCCUUUCCAGAUGUAAUGGGUGGCCUGUGUUUGACUCCAGAGCAAGUACUUUUGCAGCUGAAAUUCAGAUAUGAUGUGGAGGUGGACCACAGCAGGAGAUCUGCUCUCAGGAAGAUCUUUGAGAGGGAUGACACUCCAGCUAAGACAUUAGUGCUCUGUGUAUGUGGUAUUGCUUACACUAAUCAAGCAAAAACUGAGGACACUGAUGCAAAGGUGGCGUCCACUGUGGUCUGGCUCACAGAUGGCUGGUAUGCUGUCAAAGGCCUGUUGGACCAUCCACUUUCUGCCAUGCUGCACAAGGGCUGUCUCAGAAUUGGUGAUAAGGUCAUGAUCAAUGGAGCAGAGUUGGUUGGUUCCCAAGAAUCCUGCCCACCUCUGGAAGCUCCCGAAUCUCUGAUGCUAAAGAUUUCAGCUAACAGUACAAGACGAGCUCGUUGGAAAACUAAGCUGGGGUACUGUCGUGACCCUCGACCUUUCAGGCUCCCACUCUCCUCAAUGUAUGCUGCUGGAGGUGUAGUGAGCUGUGUGGACAUUUUGGUGUUGAGAAAUUACCCCACUCAGUGGAUGGAGAAGAAGCCUAACGGCAUCUUUAUAUUUCGCAAUGAUCGUGCAGAAGAUCGAGAGGCCAGAAAACACAGCAACUCAAAGCACAAAACCAUAGAGCUACUUAUUGCCAAUAUGCAGGCCCAGAUUGAAAAAGAAAUGGAAGGUAAAAGAAAAAGCAAAGGCAGAAGGAGGACAUUUAAUCGACAUGAGAUUGAAGCUCUGCACGACGGGGAAGAGCUGUAUGAAGCAAUGGAGUGUGACCCAGCUGUUGAGACCCACUUAAGUGAGAGGCAGAUGGAAGCAGUGAGCAAGUACAGGCAGAGUCUAGGGGAGAAGAGGCAGGCAGAACAGCAGGAGCGUGUGCGGACGGCCAUGACAGAGGCACAGGAAACUGAAGAGGGGUGCCCCGAUCGAGACGUCACUCCUGUUUGGAAGCUCAUCAUUACAGAUGCCAAUGAUCUGCAGAGCAACUGUAUUUACACUCUGAAUAUCUGCGGCUUACUAAGAGAGGGCCCCAGGUACAGGGCGUAUAAUCUCUCCACAUCAGAGGGCAAGAAACACUCAGGCAUUGCUCACAUUCAGCUCACUGCCACUAAGAAAACACUCUUCCAGGAUAUGGAGGUGUCUCCAGAAUGGUUAAGUCUGCAUUUCCAUCCAAGAGAAUGUGUCAACUUCAGAGAACUUCAAAAUCCUCAGUUCAGAUCGCCAUGUGGAGAAGUGGAUAUUGUGGGAUAUAUUGUCUCCAUAGUGGACAGACAAGGCAGCUCUACAGUACUGUACCUUGUGGAUGAGAAGUUUGACCUGGUCUCUGUGAGAACCUCCUUUAAUUUAGAGCAGUUAGCAGUAGAAGAGCUGGUAAAACCUAGAGCACUGGUUGCUCUGAGUAACCUUCAGUUGAGACCGUUCUCUGGGCUUGUGCCAAGUCUUUAUGCAGGAGAACAAGCACUCUUCUCCAUAAACUCGAAGGAAUCCUAUCUGCAAGAAGCUAUUGCCUGUUUGAAGACUUUUGUUCUUACCUGUGAGCAGUUUUUCAGCAUGGCAGAGGAGAAGGUCUCAGAUCUGGUUCCUUCAGGUGACUUAGGCCCUUUUCUGUCUCCAAGAACUCCUGGUGUGCAGUCCACUCUCAAAAUUAACGGCAGGGUAACCCCUCAGCAGAAAGGCAGCGUUUUCUCGGCAUUCACUCCAGUGAAUAAAAGGCCACCUGUAUCUGCAAGCAACAGUGAAGGCAAAGACCCCCAAAGCUUGAAAAGAAAACGAGCAAGAACCUGAGUCACCUCGAGUCUCACAUCCCCCACCAAGAGAGGAAGAGUUGGUCCUUGAUGAAGAGCUGGUGAUGAUAGAUACCCAGGUGUUACUGAAUGGCCUAAUGGAAGGCUGAGUAGUGAAACACUAAUAUGUGAGCAAAGAGAAGAGGAUGAAUAGCAGCGUUAAAGGACCUCUCAAGCUCCAUCAGGUUGUAUGGGGAACAUCAGUGCACAGCCAUUUUCAGAUCUCUCCAGAAAUGUUCAAUUGGG